This is a messenger RNA of Magnolia sinica, 1173 nucleotides long. RefSeq names its product pentatricopeptide repeat-containing protein At2g01390-like. The record is from RefSeq and is a predicted model, not a curated record. Bases 56 to 649 code for a protein of 197 amino acids. Lineage: Eukaryota; Viridiplantae; Streptophyta; Magnoliopsida; Magnoliales; Magnoliaceae. Gene Ontology annotation, molecular function: protein binding. The transcript is spliced from 5 exons.
CAUGGAUGAAUUUCAGCUUUCUUCAGUCUUCAAAUGACUCUUUCCCUCUCCUUCCAUGUCCAAAAAGAAUCUCCUCUCACUCAUCAAACCCCCUUCUUGCAAAAAGCCCAAAUCCCCUUCUCCUCUCCCACAAGCCAGAAUCCGCCGUCUCGCAGAGAAUAUCUCCGAAAUCCUCAAGACCCAUCAAUCAUGGGACGAAGUCCUCGAAACCCAAUUCGCCCAAGACCCCGAAAUAGCCGUAUCCGACGUCUUGGAUCGAAUUCGCGACGUCAAACUGGGCCUCAUGCUCUUCAUCUGGGCCUUUCGCCGGAACGACGGAUCCGCCAACGCUUCCACUUAUUCUGCCCUCCUCAAGAUCUUAGCCCGGUCAUCAGAGUUUCAAGAAAUUGAAUCCGUACUGAAAACGAUGAAGAGCGAAAAUAAAACCCCGAGCCGCGAAGCAUUCGAUGCUCUGAUCAUAGCCUUUUCCCGUGCUGGGUCAGCCGAGAAAGCCCAUGAGCUCUACUCUGUUGUGAAGGAAACACAUCGCUGUUUGCCGAGCAUCAUUGCCUCAAAUUCGUUGCUUUCUGCUUUGAUUGCCUAUGGACAGAUUCACAUUGCUUGCCAGGGUCAGGAAAGGACAUGGGACAAGUUUAGGAGAGCAACGUAGCCAUAUCUGCAUUGGUCUCAUACAGAGGACUACGUAAGUUUCCUUGGGAGUGUGAUAUUGUCACUAAGAUCUUAGUGUCAUUUGUUUUUCAAAUGGAAAAACUGUGUGAUCAAAAUACAGAUGCUCUUGAUACUAAGAAGGUAUUAGACAUCUUUAUCCCGUUUCCAGAGGCACAACUAAGAAUUACCAAAUCGCAAUGAUACUAAACCCACUUGGGAGAGUUUCAAGUGAGGCUUAGAACUUUGGUGGAUUAUAUACAGGUACAAAAGAAGGAAGAAAACAAUGGUAUACAGCUCUUGCAUAUUAAAAUCAAGUGCUGACAUUUGAUAUGACUGUUGCUGGCCACGUCAAGGAGCUCACAAUACAUCAGAUCCUGAAUACCCAUUAGAGAGACAAUCAAGGUCAGUGAGAUUCAGUAUAAGACUACAUGUAUAUCCUACAUACCUAUCAAGAAAAAGGAAUGUAUAUAAUUAUGAUGUAUGAGAGAGAAAUUACUGAGCAAAUUCGAUGUUGAUUUUGGUGUU